AAUUGUGGCACCACAUCUGUCGGUCUGCAGUUCCUGGAACGGCCGAAACAUCCGCACCUUUGAUGGAUUGCUAUACAGAUUGUCGCUUAACUGUGCCCACACCCUGGUCAAUGACAGGAUAUUUGGAGCAUUCCAUGUGUCUGUGAGGAGUCACUCGCCCGAGUCGCCCCUAAUUCUGCAGAUCCAAUGGCAGUCCGUGCAGUAUACCCUGGAAAAUCUGAAUGGCAGCGUCACUCUAUCCACACCCGAGAAGCGUCUUUCGCUGCCCGCUCAGGUACUUGGUAUGAAGGUUGUGCCCUAUGCCCAGCAGAUCGAGGUUGAGCUAGAAUCUGUGGGACUCCAGCUGGUAUGGGAUCAUCACCAGCUUCUCUCCGUUCGCGCCAGCGUUGCCCUGUGGCAGAAGGUGGGCGGCCUGUGUGGUCAUCUUGAUGGAAAUAGUGAAAACGACCAGAUGACACGCUCGGGGACUGUUUCACAGACAUGUCGCACCUUCACCGAUAGCUGGCGGAGUGGUGAUCAGGCCUGUGUGCCCGACACGGAUGAACCCUGGCUCAGUGCUAUGGUGGGCGUCACAAGGAUGCCGUGGAACAAUGCCGAAAGCUGUUGCACAAUGUCCAGUUAAAGUCCUGCUUGGAGCACUUCAACCAGGAGACCCUCGUACGAGCCUGCAUUAAGGAUCACUGUGGCUGCUCGGGAGGACAGAGUCAAUCCUGUACCUGCAACUUCCUGCAGUCGCUAGUGGAGGAAUGUCGCGCCAAGGGCACCGGACCCACUUUCAAGGAAUGGCGCAAUCUCCAGCUAUGUCCGAUCAGUUGCUCCGGUGGUCGCAUUUACCAGAACUGUGGUCCUCAGUCCCAGCCCAGCUGUGAAACCAAUGGUGUAAUGGAUCCCAACCUGUGCUUUGAGGGCUGUUUCUGUCCGAGUGGGACGCUGCAGUACAAGGAUACCUGCAUUAGUCAGAAGAUGUGUCCAUGUGAGCUACGUGGCCGCGAAUUCCAGCCAGGUGAAACGCACCAGAGGGAAUGCAACACAUGCACCUGCCAGGCCGGAAAAUGGGAGUGCUCGCAGGAGAAGUGCAGCAAGCGAUGCACGGCAUUUGGUGAUCCCCACUAUCGGACCUUCGAUGGAAGAACCUAUGACUUCCAAGGCCGCUGUACCUAUUAUCUACUGAAGACAUCCACGCUCUCCGUGGAGGGAGAGAAUAUCAAGUGCUCGGUAGAGAAUGAUCCCUUGUACACCGGCGGAGGAGCAUCGUGUACUCGGUCAGUCACCAUACGAUUCUCACUGAAGGACGGCGGUCCUACGGUCAUAAAACUGUCACAGAAACUGCAGACCUCGGUGAAUGGCGAGGUGGUAGCCCAACUACCCCUGGAACUAGGCAAUGGCGAGGCAGUGCUGCGAUUGGCUAGCCACAACUUCAUUACAAUGACUUUUCGCGAUGGCUUGGUGGUGUGGUGGAAUGGUGACUCUACCGUACACAUCGAUGCUCCCUAUAGCUACUACGAUAACACGGCUGGACUUUGUGGUACCUUCAAUGACAACACCAAAGACGACUUCCUCACGUCGGACGGAGAUUACGAGCACACACCCGAUGCAUUUGGAAACAAAUGGCGCACCAAGGAGCUCUGUGACGAUCCGGAUCUUCCAGUGCCGCUAACUCCCUGCUCCAACAAUCCUGCCCAGCGGGCAAGGGCCGAAGAACUCUGUUCCGUCCUUCGCUCGGAUACCUUCAAAACCUGCCAUUGGGCCGUUGAUCCUGCCAGUCACUACGAUAACUGCAUCGUCGAUGUGUGUGGUGCCAGAGAUACGAGACCCGCCAGCACGAACAAGACUUUCUGCGAAGUCCUCGCCGACUAUGCCAAUUUGUGCGUGCGCAAUGGUAUCCGGACCAGCUGGCGUCAGGUUAUCAACCAGUGCUCAAUCCAGUGCCCGGAAGGCCAGGAUUAUGACGAAUGUGGCGAUUCUUGUGCCCUAAGCUGCUUCGACCUGCAGAACCGGGAUCAGUGCCGGAGGCAGUGCGUCGAGGGAUGUCGCUGUCCGAAGGGUCAGUUCCUGAACGAGCAGCAGCAGUGUGUGCCUCAAAAGGCCUGCUCCUGCUUCUACGAAGGCCUGAGCUUCAAACCUGGCUACAAGGAGGUGCGACCAGGUGCGAAGUUCCAGCAGUUGUGCACUUGUGUGGAUGGUCUGUGGCAGUGUAGGGAUGCGGAUAAAGACGACGCUAUCCUGUUCCCGCCAUUGGGUCGUCUUCGCAAGAAGUGCGCCCAUAGUCCCUAUGCCAAAUUCGUCAGCUGUGCCCCCAAGGAGCCGAAGACCUGUAAGAAUAUGCAUGAUCAUAAGCAGGAUACCACGGCCUGCCUUCCUGGAUGUGUAUGCGAUGAUGGUUACGUUUACGACGUGACCCGUCAGCAGUGUGUGGCGCCGGAGAAGUGUUCCUGUUACCAUGCCGGACGCAGCUUUGACGAUGGUGACACUUUCCAGGAACUAUGCAACCAGUGCGUCUGCCAAGGUGGAUCCUGGAAGUGCACACGAAAUGAGUGCGAGGCCACCUGCAGUGUGUGGGGUGACUCCCACUUUAGCACCUUCGAUGGCCGGGACUUUGACUUCCUCGGCGAAUGCGACUAUAUCCUGUCCAAGGGCGUUAAUGCCGAGGGCAGUGGCUUCUCCAUAGUCAUCCAAAAUGUACUUUGUGGUACCUCGGGUGUUACCUGCUCCAAGUCUUUAGAAGUUUCGCUAAGCAGCAAGGCUGGACCGGAGCACCUCAAGCUGACCGCUGGUGGACUCUAUGGAACGGAUAAUUCAAGCUCAAUUAUAACACGUCUUCGCAACCAAAUCAGCUCGCAUGCCUCCAGUUCCUUCCACGUCUACAAAGCUGGCGUCUUUGUGGUCGUCGAGGUGGUGGCCCUGCGUCUCCAGAUCAAGUGGGACGAGGGCACCCGGGUCUAUGUGAAGCUGGGCAACGAGUGGCGCGGUCACCUGGCCGGUCUCUGUGGCAACAACAAUGGCAACAGCUUGGACGACUUCAAGUCGCCAUCCGGAGGCCAGGAGGCAGAGCCCACGCUCUUCGGCCACUCGUGGCGCACCCACCCGCAGUGCGAGCUUCCGCAACAGCCCUUUGAUUCCUGCCAGCGCAAUGCCCAACGUCGUUCCUGGUCGGAGAACCAAUGCAGUGUCCUCAAGUCACCCGUCUUUGCAGCCUGCCAUGUCCAGGUGCCACUGGAGCGUUAUCUGAAGAGUUGCGUUUUUGACACCUGUGCCUGCGACCAAGGCGGAGACUGCCAGUGCCUUUGCACAGCGGUGGCCGCUUACGCGGAUGCCUGUGCUCAGCGAGGUAUCAGCAUCCGCUGGCGCACGCCCCAUUUCUGUCCGAUGCAGUGCGACGCCCAUUGCUCCGACUACAGCGCCUGCACUCCCGCAUGUCCCACGGAGACAUGCGACAAUCUGCUGGACCAAGGUGAUGCCGCCCGGCUAUGUCACCACGAGAACUGCGUGGAGGGCUGCCAGGUAAAGCCAUGUCCUAUCAACCACAUAUAUUUGAAUGACAGCUACACCACCUGUGUGCCUCGCUCGGAGUGCAAACCCGUGUGCCUGGUUCGUGGCAACAUUCCCUAUUACGAGGGCGAUGUGACCUACACAGAUGAAUGUGCCACCUGUCGCUGCUCCAAGAAGAAGGAGGUAUGCAGUGGCCAGCCUUGUCCACCAACCUCCACUACCACCACCACCACGGAAUGGCCCAUUAUUGAAACAACACCCAAGGAUCCUCAAGAUCGGACAGGCAAGAGUUGCGUGCGUGGAUGGACACGUUGGUUGGAUCGCGGCUCCAGUGUGGGUGGCAUCAAUCUGAACGAUGUGGAACCGCUGCCACACUUUGAUAACUUCGAGCGUAUCUACGGAACCUGCGAUCCGAGUUAUCAGAGGGACAUCGAGUGCAGGGUGAAGGACACAAAGCAGUCAUACGAACUUGUUGACGACAAUGUGUCCUGCGAUCUUAAGCAGGGUCUGGUGUGCAUUGGAAAGUGUCAUGACUAUGAGAUACGAGUGUAUUGCGACUGUGAUGAUGAUGGCUAUACCACAGCCCGCCCACCGCCACCGCCGAGUGCCAACGAGACGUGUGAUCCAUCGGUGGAUAUUUUCAAGGAGUAUCCCGGAGACUGUUUUAAAUACCUACGCUGUGAGCAUAUUCCAGGCAACAGCAACUGGCAGUGGGUGCCUGGCACCUGUGGCGUCCACCUGAUGUUUAAUCCCUCGAUUGGAGCCUGCGACCAAAUCUCGAUUGUAACCCGUCUGCGACCGCAAUGCGGCAAGGACAAAGAUCGUUGUCGAGACAAUGAGGAGUGGAAUGAUUGUGCCAACCAGUGCGAGCAUACCUGUCACUUCUACGGACAGCAGCUCAUCCGACGCGGUCUUUGCAAUCCCGGCCAACACUGCAAGGGCGGAUGUGUACCCAAGAAGCGUCCCGACUGCCGGGCUUUGGGCAAGUUCUGGCGCGACGAGCAUACCUGCGUGGAUCAAGAUGACUGUCCGUGUUUGGACCAUCGCGAUGACAAGUAUGUGCAGCCGCACAGGAUCAUCACAACGGACUUUGAGGACUGCCAGUGUGUGUUCAACCAGUUCGUUUGUGUGCCCAAGAAGACCACCACGGUGAAGCCUCCCAUCGGAGAUCACACAUCGACCACACCCUUGCCCAUUAUACCUACCACGCUGACUCCCCCAGUUUUGUGUCCAACGAAGAGCAUGGUGCGUCUGUUCACAAGUGAGCAUUUCGUGCCGGACACUGCCUUCUCAGGCUCUAGCAUCCUGGACCAGCACUAUGCUGCACAUCUGUCCCGCUUGCACCGAAAACCCAAGCUCAAUAUCGGAGCUUGGACGCCAAGGAUUAGCGAUCAAACGCAGUACCUUCAAGUGAACUUAGAAAAGCCGCUGGCUCUUUAUGGCAUGCUCAUUGCCGGUGAUCCUCAUCUGGACAACUAUGUGACCCUCAUGAAGCUGGUCUACAGCCUGGACGGUGAGGGCUAUCACGAGCUCAUCGGUAAGGAUGGAGAACCCCAGGUGUUGGUGGGACCCAGUGACUCCCGACUGCCGCGAGCUCAUGUUUUUCAGCGACCGAUCGAGGCCAAGUCCAUUCGCCUGUAUCCCCUGAGGUGGCACACGGCCAUAGCUAUACGCUUUGAUCUGCUACUGUGCAACCAUGAGCCCACCACCGUGCCACCUGUGAUUGAUAAAACCACUACACCGCUGCCUCCCACGAAGCCACCCAUCGAGGAUUUGAUCUGUAAGGACCCCCUUGGAGUGGACAGUGGAACACUGGGAUACCAUCAGGUGUCGGCUAGCAGCAUCUGGCUAUCGUCACACCUGGACCACGAGGAGGGACUCCUGGACUUGCUACGCUUCCGCUCCAAGCUGGGCUGGCGGCCGCUGGCCAACAAGCAGGACGAGUUUAUCGACUUUGACUUCCUUGAGCCGCGCAAUGUAACUGGCAUUCAGACACGGGGCGGUGCUCACGGCUGGGUCAGUUCAUAUCGCGUGCUUUUCUCCUCCAACAAGCUCGUGUGGAAUGAGCUGCCGGGUCAGCAGGGCGAUGGUAAUAUCUUUGAGGGCAAUCGGGAUGCCAAUGGCCUGCACACAAACGGCUUCCAGCGACCACUGGUCACGAGAUAUCUACGUCUGGUUCCGACCCAAUGGGAUCAAAAUAUAAACUGGCGGAUCGAGCCCAUUGGAUGCUUUGAGCCCUAUCCCAACAUAACCAAGCCUCCUCAGAUUCGAGUAUGCAAUUUGUGCAAGGGCAUUGAUCUGCCUAGCCUGGUUCCAAGUUGUCCCUGUAGUGACGGUCUCUUCUGGACUGGAUCCAAGUGUGUGGAGCGCAAUCUCUGUCCAUGCAUCGAUGUAUAUACCACCUAUCCCAUUGGAUCUAAGUUUGAGAACAGUGACUGCGAGGAGUGCGUGUGCCUGUUGGGUGGCGUAAUCAAUUGCAAGACCACAAACUGUCCCAAGUGCCCGCUGCAUAUGAGAAGCGUAAGGAAAGGUUGUCGCUGCGAGUGCCAGUUGUGUCCACCAACCACACGACUCUGUCCCACCAGCGGUGAUUGCAUACCCACCGACUGGUGGUGCAAUGGCGUGCAGAACUGUGCCGACGACGAGGACGAUACUUGCGAUCCCACGCGAACCACAGUUUCACCUCCCACCACUAAGAAACCAGACGUGUGUCCGCCUAUCGAAUGUCCUCCUGGCUACACUGUCAAGAUCAGGGGAAAACUGCCCGUAACCUUGUCGCAAAUGCUUUUGAUCUCAGCAGAUCCCAACAGCGAUGGUUCUGUAGAGCCUCUAAAAGAUUGGCUGGAGCCGCUGAAGUCCUCAGAUAAGCCAGAAAUAUCUUUCGGUGUCGCCAAGGUCCUGGGCAGAUUCGCCGUCAAGUUUGGUAAGAAAUUCUUCAAGGGAGUCGCAAAAUUGGCCUCCAAACUGGGCAGCAAGAUCAAGGAAGCACUGAUCGACAAGCUAGGGGAUGCAGUGGCAGAAAAAAUCAUGGAUCUGGCUACUCCCAAAAAGGAUAAGGAGGAAUCUUUGACCCUGGAUCGCCUCGAGUUAAACGAGUUGCCAUUGAUGCAAUCGAAGCCACAGCUGGAGUUUACUUUCAUAGACCCUGGCGAAGUCGACGAAAUGUUAGAUCUUUUGGGUGUGGAUGCUAGUGAAAUUCCCGAUUUCUCGGGGGACUGGAAUGAGAUCUUUGGCGAUGACGAAGAGGACUAUGUUGAUCCCGGUCAAGAUGAAAUCGAUGACCUUCUAGACUUCAUGGGUAUUGUGUCCCAAGAGAGUCUCGUGAUCUCUAGAGGCGGAGUGGACGACAGACUGGACACCGAAACGCAGUUGGUACUGAAUGGCGCUACUGGGCCGGACGGUGUGAGUCCUUAUGGAAUCAACUUUGAACUGCCCAAAGAACUACGUGACCGGUACAAGUGGAGAACGGCGAUUCCGAACAAGAACCUUAACGAUAUCGAGUUUUGUGACUCGUUUUGCUGCAUUCCCCUAAGGAAUGAGACAUGUGAGGAGCCUCAGUGCCCCCCAGGCUUUGAGCCUGUGGUGGACAACACAAGCACCGGAGGUGGCAAGUGUCCCACAUUUACCUGCCGACGCCCAAGGAUCCCUGACGACAGCUGCGACAUUACCGGUAGAAUUUUCCACACCUUCGAUGGCACGGUGUACAAGUAUGACAUCUGUAGCCACACCUUGGCCAGAGAUGCACUGGGAGAUAGUUGGAGCAUUAGCACCCAGCUUCAGUGCGCUGCCGAUCAGCCGAGCUGUGGCGCCAAGACACUUAUCAUCAACGACGAUGAACGUGGAGUCUCCAUUACCAUCCUGCCUAAUCAGCGCGUCAUCUACAAUAACUUUGAGUUCAGUGUCCACGAUCUAGCCCUGGUCGGUGCUGUGCGGAGAUCGUUUGUGAUCAGUCAGAUCGGCCAGACCGUGGUGGUGGUGUGCCGCCAUCACAAGUUCUGGGUGCAGUAUGCCGCUAGUGGAAACAUCCGCAUAGGAGUCUCCCAGACCCUUCAAGGGAAGGUAGACGGACUAUGUGGUUUCUACAAUGGUCGGCAGGAUGACGAUAAGCGAACGCGAACAGGUCUACAUGUGAUUGGUACAACGGACUUUGGGGUCUCUUGGUACGACCGGAAGCUACCAUUAGACAAGUGUCGUCCACAGGUGUGUCCCCUGGAUCUGCAACAGCGGGCACUCCAAAUGUGUCAGGCUGUUAGACAUCCCUCUUUCGGAACCUGUGAUCUCUCCGUUAACAUCGAGGACUUCCUGGGCAAGUGCGUGGAAACAACUUGCGAGUGUCUUAAGGCCAAUGGCGGUGCAGAAGGCAGCUGUCGUUGUGAUCUUAUUCAACAGUUUGUGGGCCAGUGCUUGGCCGUGGAUCGCAAUGUGCUGCUGACAAGUUGGAGGAGCAUUCAUCGCUGCGAGCCGACCUGUCGUCCACCAUUGGUGCACCACGACUGCUUCCGCCAGCGUUGCGAGCCGCAGUGCGCCUUGUCGAGCUAUUCGGGGGCUGUGUGCCCCACCAUUCCGAACACCUGUUUCUCUGGCUGCUACUGUCCCGAGGGAACGGUUCGACGGGGCGAAGAAUGCGUCCCACUGGACGAUUGCAAGGACUGCAAGUGCAACCUGUUCGGUCUGAACAAGUUCGUCAGUUAUGACGGUAGCAGCUUCAGUUUCAAGGGCAACUGCACAUACUUGGUGACCAGAGAUCUCCUUAUUCCCGGCAGCUACAACUUCCAGGUUUACGCAACCAUCCAACCCUGUGGCCUGAUCAAGGAAGAGAGCUGCGUAAGUGCUCUCCAUAUUACCGCCGGAGAGCAUACACUGCACAUCGAACGACACGAGAAUGAGGUGCAGCUUCUAGCCGAUGGCUACCAGGUUUCGCCCUGGCCACAUCGGUCGUCCUGGCUGAUGGUCAAACAGCCACGUGAAGAGGAGCUCCUGGUACAACUGCCUUUGAUUAAGCUGGAGUUGGUGGUGGAUCUCAGCUCACUGCAGUUCCAGCUUUCGGUGCCCUCGGUUCGCUAUGGAAGUCGCAUGGAGGGAUUGUGCGGCAACUGCAAUGGGCUCAGCAUAGACGACCUGCAGGUCAACCCGGCCAAGCCCAAGCCCACAGAGCCGGGUCCUUUUAAGCUGAUCGACUUUGUCACCAGCUGGCAGGUGAGCGAGCCACGUCUUGGCAUUGAUACGCGUUCUUGUGGGGAUCAGCAGGUAUGCAAACCGUUGCCCAGGGAAAGAAACGUGUGCUACCAGCUUAUUGUACAGUCCGGCAUCUUCGGGCGAUGUCCGCUGCUGGUCGAUCCGUUGGCCUACAUCCUCGCCUGCCAAAAGGAUACAUGCACUGCCAGCGACGAUAAGAAGGUGAUAUGUGAUGCCCUCACCGCUUACGCUGCUGCCUGUAAUCAGAUUGGAGUGUGCUCCGACUGGCGGCCCUUCACACAGUGUCCGGCACAGUGUCUACCCGGAAUGACAUACAGACCUUGCGACUGCGACGUUACCUGUGAGACAGGCGUGGAUCGGGUGGACAGCAGCAACAUGGAGAUAAUCUUCAAGGGACGCUGCCUCCACACUGCCCGUCAUGAAGGCUGCUUCUGUCCACCGGACAGGGUGCUCCACCACGGCAGAUGCGUCUUACCUAAUGAGUGUGUGACUUGCGGCAAUGGACGACAUGUGGGCGAUGUGUGGCAACCGGACAAGUGCUCACGGUGCGAAUGCUUGUCCACUGGCCAGGUAAGCUGCGAGAAGGAGCAGUGCGGCCGGGACACGGAUCUUAUCUGCCAGAGCGGCUACAAGUUGGUUGUCAUCCAGCGUGACUUUGAGUGCUGUCCCCAACGGAUUUGCGUGGCAGACAUUGAGAGGCCCGGAAAAAUCUGCGAGACACCCAAGUUACCUGACUGUGGACUCCAUCAGAACAGGAUCGUAGACGAGGAUGUCAAUAAAUGUCCCAUCUACCGAUGUGAAUGCAAGCCCAAAGAUCAAUGUGAUCCUUCUCCACCAGUAACUUUGAAGCCCGGCGAGAAAAUGGAGGAGAUAGUGGACGGCUGCUGUCCCAGCUAUAGGGUUGUGUGCCACCAGGACACUUGUCCAAAACCACCAGCCAUCUGUGAUGACCCAUACUACGAACUGAUUUCGGCUAAGCAACCCGGCGACUGUUGUUCCCUGUACAAGUGUGUGCCGCCCAAGGACAAGUGCCUCCAAAGACAUGACAACCAGGUGCAGGUCCAUCGGAUUGGAGACAAAUGGCAAUUGCCCGGAGAUCCUUGCGUCUCCUACGAAUGCGGGCUGACAGACUCGGGUGUGGUGGCCACCGUCACAACUGUGCUUACCUGCGAGAAGAAGUGUCCGCUGGGCUACAGCUACGAGCACACGGGCAGCACCAAGUGCUGCGGAACCUGUGUCCCAACAGGGUGCGUUCACGAUGGCAAGAUCUACAAACCGGAUGAGCAUUGGUAUAGCCAGGACAAGUGCAUAUUCUAUGACUGUGUGUCGUACAAGGGUCAACUAAUGAUUCGUGAGCAGCAUGAAACCUGUCCGGAUGUCAGCCAGUGUCCGGCGGAGCAUCUUCAGGAAGAUGGUGGCUGCUGCAAACGAUGCACGAUCUCACCACCGCCAGCAGACAAAAUCGACUGCCAAGCGGUAACGGUGGCGCCAAAUCUUACGCGAAGUAUGAUCAUGUUCGAGGACAAGCACCACGGAGCCUGCCACAACGAGCAGCCGAUCGAGGGAUUGACCCAGUGCGAGGGCGCCUGCAACUCGGCCUUCAAGUACAAUCCGCUGCUUAACAAGUUCCAGGAAAGCUGCACUUGCUGUGGCGCAACCGGUUUGAGGAAAAUUAUUGUAAAGAUUAUUUGUGACGAUGGCAGCCAUCUGGAUCAUGAGUUUGAGGUGCCCACCAUCUGCAAGUGUGAGCCCUGUGACCGCCAUCACUUGGGCCAAACGAACUCAGCCCAAGGAGGGGAUCAGUCUGAGACCAAAGGCAACCCAAAGGACAAAAAAAUAAUUGAAGAAGAGUAUGAUGAUGAAUUUAAUCUUCAGGACUUGCUUGAUAAAAAUGGAGGAGUUAUCACGCGGUAGCUUAAAAAUUAUAGAACUUGGAAUGCCACAGAAAUCACUAUUUUAUAAAUACUAAUUUAAAAACUGCCAAAAAGUAAUCAGUAAGA
This is a messenger RNA of Drosophila serrata, 10685 nucleotides long. RefSeq names its product hemocytin-like. Gene Ontology annotation, molecular function: protein binding; chitin binding. The record is from RefSeq and is a predicted model, not a curated record. Gene Ontology annotation, cellular component: extracellular matrix; extracellular region. Lineage: Eukaryota; Metazoa; Arthropoda; Insecta; Diptera; Drosophilidae.